Ruditapes philippinarum (Manila clam) is the source of this 2999-nucleotide messenger RNA. RefSeq lists its product as uncharacterized. Lineage: Eukaryota; Metazoa; Mollusca; Bivalvia; Venerida; Veneridae. The transcript has 2 exons. The record is from RefSeq and is a predicted model, not a curated record. The coding region runs from base 237 to 926 and encodes 229 amino acids.
UGAAGAAAAAUAAUCAAGAUUAAUUCUUAAUAUUAAUCUACUUUAUUAUGGCUCAGUGACAUGUCCAUAACCUAUAAAGCAUUUUAGUCUGGCCUUAAGUACACGCCCAAAAUCUCGCGCCGGGAGAAGUAAGUCAUUAUGACGUAUCAAGUCAUAUAUAAAGGCGAUCAUUUCGGUAUUCGCCCUCUUUUUCUCGACAAAGCAGUAAGCAAAAAACGUUAAAAAAUAAAAUCGACAUGCCAGGGCGUGGUAGAGGUGCACGAGGCAGAAGGCGAACAAGGAAUGCUAGCCAUGGAGCAGAAGACAGCCAGCAGCAACAGCCUAAAAGACAAAGGGUCUCUUUUGAUAACAACGAGGACAACGUGGAUAGAGAUAUUUGGUUUCUUGGGGAUUCAUUACCAUAUUGGGCCGGCGUCAGAGCGCAGUUUAGAAAUACACCCAAUCUAAGUCUUCCCGACGGACAUAGCAUUGCUUGGUGGGGCAUUCGAGGAUUGGGAUGGGAAGAUUUCAUUCAUUGUGUCCAACUACCUGUGGUUUUUCGAACACCGCCAAAGGUUGUAUUUUUUCAUUUAGGCGGCAAUGACCUUACUAAGCAUUCAUUACGCUUCAUAUUUAAAAUGGUGCAGGAAAGCAUCCAAUAUAUUACAUCCGCUUUUCCCGACUCUGAAUUCGUCUGGGUCGAUAUUUUGCAGCGUAUUGAUUGGGGUGUUGGAAAUGACGAAAAACGUCUUAUAGAAAAGAAAAGAAAACGCGUAAACCAAUUUGGGCGCAAAAUAAUUAGGCUAACAAAAAACCAUCAUUGUAUACGUUUCGAUAUCGACGAAAGUACACCGGGAUUUUUUAGGAGCGAUGGCGUUCAUCUAUCCGACGUCGGCCUUGAUAUGUACAUUGACACAAUCCGGGAAACUUUAUUGAAAAUAUUGUAAUAAGAAUUUUGGGGAAAUAAAUAAUAAUUUAUUCUGUGGCGGAAAAUUCUUUUCUUAGGUGCGACCAGGAGUCACUUGCUACAAUUUGCUAGUGUCUUUCAUACAGGGAGAUAAAAAAUUCACAUUGCAUACCUAUGGUCGUGGAAUAUUCCAUAGUGGUUGUCUGUGGGUAGACUGCGAUCUGUAGGAUUCAAAAUUACUUAUUUGGUUUAAAUGGGCCUUCAAGAACUGGCCAGAUAGCUAUGACUAGGCGUUCUUUGAUGAGCUCUAAUUUUGUUAGGCCUAUCUUAUGUUAAGCACUGUAUAACUAUGUUGCACUGGUGGUUAUAUCAGGUACUGCGGAGUACCUUGCUUGCUGGUUAUAUUAGGUACGGCGGAGUACCUUGCUUGCUGGUUAUAUUGGGUACGGCGGAGUACCUUGGCUACUGGUUAUAUUAGGUACAGCGGAGUACCUUGGCUGCCGGUUAUAUUAGGUACGGCGGAGUACCAUGUUUGCUGGUUAUAUUGGGUACGGCGGUGUACCUUCUUAGCAUACUAUAUAUAUCGCCAGGCGGCGGCUAUCAUUACAAAAUAAUAGUGCAAUAGGGGUAGGGAUCUAUUUGGGCGUACGGCAUAUCGCUCCUGGUCGCACCUUUUAUCUCCUAUAGUGGUAGUCUGUAGGUAGAUCAAUUUAAUCUUCAUUAGUGGUUGUCUGAUGAAGAUUCAUCGCGCUGUCAUGACCGAUUCCGCCAUUUUUCACAAACCAACUGAAAAUACUUAAUAAUAUGUUUUUAUUGAUGAAAUGUCUGAUGACGUGCCUCGUUACAUAAAUAGAAUAUAAACAGUUUGUUGUUGUUUGUUUGUUAACUAUAAACUACUGAGUCCUAGAAUAAUCAAGAUUAAUUCUUAAUAUUAAUCUACUUUAUUAUGGCUCAGUGACAUGUCCAUAACCUAUAAAGCAUUUUAGUCUGGCCUUAAGUACACGCCCAAAAUCUCGCGCCGGGAGAAGUAAGUCAUUAUGACGUAUCAAGUCAUAUAUAAAGGCGAUCAUUUCGGUAUUCGCCCUCUUUUUCUCGACAAAGCAGUAAGCAAAAAACCCACCCACCGCACCCAGAAGUAUCAUGUUAUCUGUUUUCAUAUCUUAGUAUUUGAUGUUUUAUGAAAUUGUUGAAGUCCAAAUGGUGCUGCUUAGCUUUUAUAUUUCAGUAUGUUUCUGGCUGUAACUGCGCCCGUACUGCUGACUUUAGGGAGGCACGCUAAACGUUAAAUGGACGAAUAUACACAAUGAACAGCCAUGCCGGAGUUCCAUAGCAGCAUUCACCGGACUGAUUGUACUAACGACUUGUGUAAAACUAUCCUAGACAAGGAUCAACAAUGUUUACUAUUUGUACAUAUGUGUUUAUUAACAAUAUACGCCGGGAUUCAAGAAUGAACAAACAAUUUGAACAAAGUGCAGCACCCUUUGGUCGGAGAGUACUAACGACUUUGUUAAUUAUAAUUGUGUAAAAUCGAGCGUGUUAAACCAUCCUAGACAAGGAUAAACAGUUUAUUUCAAUACAUAUGUGUUUAAUUACAAACUUAAGUUGGAGACAGGCAUAUAUAUUAACAGCGUUUACAAAACAAUAGUUUUCAUACUUUAUUUAUUGUUAUGACAGCGGAAAAUUCUUUUCUUAGGUGCGACCAGGAGUCACUUGCUACAAUUUGCUAGUGUCUUUCAUACAGGGAGAUAAAAAAUUCACAUUGCAUACCUAUGGUCGUGGAAUAUUCCAUAGUGGUUGUCUGUGGGUAGACUGCGAUCUGUAGGAUUCAAAAUUACUUAUUUGGUUUAAAUGGGCCUUCAAGAACUGGCCAGAUAGCUAUGACUAGGCGUUCUUUGAUGAGCUCUAAUUUUGUUAGGCCUAUCUUAUGUUAAGCACUGUAUAACUAUGUUGCACUGGUGGUUAUAUCAGGUACUGCGGAGUACCUUGCUUGCUGGUUAUAUUAGGUACGGCGGAGUACCUUGCUUGCUGGUUAUAUUGGGUACGGCGGAGUACCUUGGCUACUGGUUAUAUUAGGUACAGCGGAGUACCUUGGCUGCUGGUUAUAUUAGGUACG